Lineus longissimus is the source of this 558-nucleotide messenger RNA. RefSeq lists its product as uncharacterized. The coding region runs from base 1 to 558 and encodes 185 amino acids. Lineage: Eukaryota; Metazoa; Nemertea; Pilidiophora; Heteronemertea; Lineidae. The record is from RefSeq and is a predicted model, not a curated record. The transcript has a single exon.
AUGUUCGAUGAGCUGCUAGCCAGAGUGGGGCCCAGGAUCACCAAACCACACACCUGGUACAGGGAGCCCCUGGAGCCUGGCCUGAAGCUCGCACUGACUUUGCGUCACCUUGCCUCUGGGAGCACGUAUUCAACCAUGAAGUACGGAUGGAGGGUACCCCACAACACCCAGCCACUCGUCGUCAGUGAGGUCUGCCAAGCCAUCAUCGAUGAGUACAUGCCCGAGGUGAUGACCUGUCCCACCACUCCUGAGGGAUGGCGUGCCAUAUCUGACAAGUUCCUUCAGAAGUGGAACUUCCCCCAUACAUGUGGUGCACUAGAUGGGAAGCACAUUGCCUGCAAGUGUCCUCCAAAGAGUGUUUCCCUAUACUUUAACUACAAGGGAUUUUACUCUUUUGUAUUCAUGGCCCUUGUAGACGCGGAGUACAAGUUCAUCUGGGCAGACCUCGGUGGUACAGGAUCAGCAUCAGACGCACAGAUCUACAAUAACUCUGAAAUCAAGGAAUUUGCUGAAGACCUGUACCAUCGGAUUCCCUGCCCCAGAUCCUUUACCCAAUGA